AUGGCUUUGGAAUAUGUAAAAGAGAAAUACAAUGAUACAAUAGAUUUUAAAUAUGUUUAUCGUGAUGGUGGUCGAAUCUGUGGACCAGCUAAAGCAGCUCAUGCAGCUUCUGAAGUUUACUACAGCGAAAAUGUUACUGUGUUUAUUGGACCAGCGUGUAGUUUGGCAGUGGAGCAAAUGGCAUAUAUGGCAACUAUAUGGAACAUACCGGUUAUAACACCCAGUGGAACCUCUGGAAUUCUGGCAGACAAAGAGGCCUUUCCCAUUCUGAUAAGAAUUGCAUUUGGGAUGCAGGAAUUUGCUGCUUUGUAUUUAAAACUGUUUAAGCUAUAUUCAUGGAGACACGUUGCGCUGUUAUACGAAAGUGAUGUCAGUUUUAACAAGAUAAUUGGUGGAACAUUCUAUGAAGCAUUUAGAACCUCUAGACUGUCGUUGGUUCAUUUCCAGAUCAGCAAAGACAUGACUUUUGAAGAAAGUCGACACGUAUUACGGAAGGCAAACGAGAAUGCCCGAGUGUUUGUGUUGUUAGCGACAACUAAAACAAUACGUAAACUGAUGCUGGCAGCUCAUAGCUUACAAUAUACCAAUGGUGACCAUGUUUUCAUAGCAACUUAUCCCGUAUAUGAGAAAAUGAACAUUUGGUACAAAAAUGAUGAAAAUGAUUCGAUUGCAAUGGAGGCUGCCCAAAGUUUGUUGUUAGUAAACCUUGAACAGAAGUUUGAUUCUGAAUAUAUUCAGUUCAAUGAUGAAUUAGUAUCGAGAUCAUAUAUUGACUAUGGUUUUGACUAUGGCGAUAUUGAGCCAAAUAUACUGUUACCAAGAUUCUAUGAUGCUGUACUUAUAUAUGCCGAAAUCUUGAAUGAGACUCUAGUAGAAGGUGGUGAUCCUUUAGAUGGAUUAGCUAUUGUUACAAAGAUGAAAAAUAGAACAUUUCAUGGAAAAAGUGGUCGAAUAUCUAUCAAUGCCAAUGGUGAUAGAUAUACAGAUUUAGUUUUGUAUGAUAUGACACUGCCAGAUAUGGGCGCAUUUGAGAUUGUUGGGUUUUAUGAUGGUAAGCUACAAGAAUAUACACCAAAUUAUUAUAAGAAGAUUCAAUGGCCUGGUGAUAAAGGACCACCACCUGAUAUACCAGAAUGCGGUUUUAGAGACGACACUUGUCCACAACAAGGAUUGUCGAAGGUCUUUGUUAUAAGCCUCUCGUCGUGUUUUGGAGCUCUUGCAGUGAUGACGUUCAUAAUUGGUAUAUUAUGUUACAGACGAUGGCGAGGUAAUGCCAGACAAGACUUAUGGUGGUGGAAAAUACAGCUAGAAGAACUCAUCUUUGAUAAAAGAACACAAAACGGCUCGUCAAUAUCUUUUAUGGGACGGGGAAUAAGUGUUCAUCAUGGUUUAUGUCUUAUUUAUUUACAGAGAGCUUCGUUAAAGAGUGAAAUUAACAACUUCUCAGAUGUUCAUGUUGGUAUAGCUUUAUACAAGGGUAUAACAGUUCAAGUAAGAGAAUUGAACGUGAGCGAUAUUCCAAUCACAAACCAACUACUCAAUGAAUUUAAGGAGAUUCGAGAUAUUAACCAGAAUAACAUCGUUAAGGUGUUUGGAGCCUGUUUUCAUCCCAUUUCUUCGUUUCUGGUUAUAGAACAUUGUUCAAAGGGUACACUACAGGAUGUAGUGGGAAAUACCGAAAUCAAACUCGAUGCACAUUUUAAAUUUUCUUUGGCUAUAGAUAUUGCCCAGGGAAUGACUUUUAUACAUCAGAGUUCUAUACAUCAUCACGGUAAUUUAUCUAGUAUGGUUUGUUUAAUAGAUAAUAGAUUCUCUGUUAAAAUAACAGAUGUGGGGUUGAGAUAUUUGUAUAGCUAUAUCAAAAAGGACAAGCUAUCUCAGGAAUAUAUUAAUGGUAAAUGCAAUUAUUUCACAAAAGAAGGGGAUGUUUAUAGUUUUGGUAUUAUUUUACAAGAAAUCUUGACUCGAGAUUCGCCCUUCUCCUUAGAGACAUCUGAACUUGGUGCUAAAGAUGUCUUAAUGAAAGUGAAAGAAAAUAGUGGUGAGCCAUUUCGGCCAAAAGUAGAUCAUGUAUCACCUAAUACAUCUGAUAUGUUAACCCUUAUGAAGAAAUGUUGGCAGGAAGAUCCCCAUAGCCGACCUAUAUUUUCAUCUAUAGUAAAGGAACUAAAACAUAUGACAUCUGGAAAUCUCUUAGAUAACCUUCUCAGGCGUAUGGAAUUAUAUGCCAAUAAUUUAGAAAAGAUGGUGGAUGAGAAAACACUAGAAUUAAACGAAGAGAAGAAGCGUUCAGAGGAGCUGCUAUAUCAAAUUUUACCUAGAUCUGUAGCAGAAAGAUUAAAACGUGGAUUGAGAGUAGAACCAGAAGCGUUUGAUUGUAUCACUAUUUAUUUUAGUGAUAUCUGUGGAUUUACUACCAUUUCUGCCAGAUCGAAACCAAUGGAGGUUGUCAAUCUACUUAAUGAUUUAUAUUCCUGUUUUGAUGAUAUUUUAGAAGGCUUUGAUGUUUACAAGGUAGAAACUAUUGGUGAUGCCUAUAUGGUAGCUUCUGGUUUACCACAAAGAAAUGGACAUAAACAUGCUGAAGAAAUAGCUAGAAUGUCACUUGCCUUACUUAAAGCUAUAGAUUCAUUUCGUAUGAGACAUUUACCUGAUGAAAAACUUAAAUUACGUAUUGGUCUUCACUCAGGGCCUGUCUGUGCUGGUGUUGUAGGGGUCAAAAUGCCGAGAUAUUGUUUAUUUGGUGAUACAGUUAAUACAGCGUCUAGAAUGGAAUCACAUGGUGAAGGUUUGAAAAUUCACAUGAGCGAAUCAACAAAUAAAAUUUUACAACAAAACAAUUUCUUUGAAAUUGUAAAACGAGGAGAUAUUGAAAUAAAGGUAAUGAAUACUUCAGAAUACUGUUAA
Molecule: messenger RNA, 2907 nt
Organism: Lottia gigantea (owl limpet)
Lineage: Eukaryota; Metazoa; Mollusca; Gastropoda; Lottiidae
Exons: 22
Coding region: 1-2907 (968 amino acids)
Biological process (GO): cGMP biosynthetic process; protein phosphorylation; intracellular signal transduction
Cellular component (GO): membrane
Molecular function (GO): ATP binding; guanylate cyclase activity; peptide receptor activity
Source: RefSeq, a predicted model, not a curated record